UCCUCGUUAUACUAGACUACAAGUCAUGUUAUAGUUUAAAAAUACAUGAAAAUUCCUCUCGACAAGCCGAAGUGGAAAACGGUUUAAUUAAGUUGCCCGUGGGCUACCGUGUAUUGACCUUUGAAAGCAAGUAACUGCAAGGAACAACUGUUGGCUGAUCUGCAACGAUAUGCCGAAUCACACUGCUAUCUUGGCUAAGCUCGGUGCUGAAUUGCAAUCACGAAGCACUGCUCGUGUUGUUUUGGAAAGUGGACUAUUUUUAUCCAUCUUAGUUUUUAUUCUCAUCGGGAACACCAUGACACUCUUCAUAGUUUACAUCAAUCGUCGCCUCCGCACUGUACCCAACCUUUUCAUYGUUUCACUGGCCUUUUCUGACAUUGGAGCAGCCCUUUUGUCAAUGCCGAUGUGUUCCACUGCCCUUAUUGUUGGGUAUUGGCCUUUUGGAGAUGCAGCUUGCCAGUACAACGGUUUCGUAGCAAUUUUCAUGGCAGUCGCAUCGGUGCAAUUUUUGGCGUGUACCUCUGUUAACAGAUACUUUCGUGUCGUAAAGCCAAACAAGUACAGGAAAUACUUUACGAUGAAGUCUACAAAACUGGGUAUUGUUUUAGUUUGGGUGUAUGCAGCCAUGGCUACAAUACCAUAUUUGUUAUCUGGAAAUCGCAUGGUCUUUCAUCCUGGAAAAUGUUUCUGUUUUGUGAAAAUUGAUGUAGCAUGGUAUACAGCCCUUAUGGCAUCUUUAUACAUAGGAAUCCCAACSAGCGUCACACUAUACUGCUAYCUCARGGUYUUCCAAGCUGUUCACAGGCAUAACAAACAAUUUGCACAGUCMAGAGGRUCUAAYAAAAACCUGAGCGUSGAGGAAAUUAAGAUAACUCGYACAUUGUUUGURGUGAUGUUGGUGUACAUGACAUGCUGGACGCCAAUCCUGAUCAUUGAACUCAUUGAUACCAGCCGUGGUUACUGGUCGAUGAAAAGAGAAGUGUAUACCUUCUAUAGCUUUAUUGCAGCUGUGAGCAGUGCAACUAACCCUAUAAUCUAUGGUUUGAUGAACCCACAGUUUAAGAAAGAGUAUCUGAAAAUCUUGCGGUGUCAGUUACGCUGGUCAAACAUGUGCACGUCUUCCAUGGUAACGGAAAUUUCCAGUGCAAAUGCGACACAUUCAAGAUCUCACCAAGAAGACUUUGGCUUGAGAAUCCAGGCAGCAGUUUCAGCGACAUAAUUUCUUUAGAGUAAGGAAAAGUACGUAGGAAAAUGCAUUAACUCAAAAGUGAAAGUUUAUACCCCUUAUGUCUAACUCUAGUAAAACAAUUUUUUUGACUCCACCAGGUCAUUUUCAUCAGAUUGUUAAUGUUCUGACAGCCACUUUUACUUCGUUGAUCUUUGCUCAUCUUCCAUGGAAAAUGCGUGUUAAUCUGGUAACGGUAUUCAGAAUUUUAUCCAAUAGUCCAGACAGUCCCGAAUCGCAAAUAUUUCUUUCUUCACCUUUUUCAGSCGUGAUCGUUUUCAAAAGCUUUCGCGCGCUUUCUAAUCACGUKACGCUACCUGAUAGGCACCAGCUUAUAUCUCAACAAUACGUUCGGAAUAUCAUGAUUAGCAGCAUUAAUGUUGACUAUGUGGGGUUUUGUAAAAGUCCAUACCACACGACUGAGUCUUGAUUAUUGUGUAAAAAGAUAAAUUUAACACGUAAUAAAAAAGUAGGUGAAACAGCUUGCUGACGUUGGCCGCC
Exaiptasia diaphana is the source of this 1726-nucleotide messenger RNA. Its product is annotated as melatonin receptor type 1B-like. Gene Ontology annotation, molecular function: G protein-coupled receptor activity. Gene Ontology annotation, cellular component: membrane. NCBI's taxonomy places the organism in Eukaryota, Metazoa, Cnidaria, Anthozoa, Actiniaria, Aiptasiidae. The transcript has a single exon. Gene Ontology annotation, biological process: G protein-coupled receptor signaling pathway. The record is from RefSeq and is a predicted model, not a curated record. Bases 170 to 1219 code for a protein of 349 amino acids.